Molecule: messenger RNA, 979 nt
Organism: Brassica oleracea var. oleracea
Lineage: Eukaryota; Viridiplantae; Streptophyta; Magnoliopsida; Brassicales; Brassicaceae
Product: myb-related protein Myb4-like
Exons: 3
Coding region: 133-885 (250 amino acids)
Source: RefSeq, a predicted model, not a curated record
CUUCCUUUAACUUCUUUAGCUCUCAAAAAACUCCAUACCCAUCCAACACCUGGCCGUCUAAUCAUUUUACUCAUUUGAGGAGAAAAACUACUAAAAUUUUGGUUUAUUUUCUUGUGAGUACAACCGGGAAAAAUGGGAAGAGCACCAUGUUGUGAAAAAAUGGGGAUGAAGAGAGGACCAUGGACUCCUGAAGAAGAUCAAAUCUUGAUCAACUAUAUUCAUCUCUAUGGUCAUUCUAACUGGCGAGCCCUUCCCAAACACGCAGGAUUACUUAGAUGUGGAAAAAGUUGCAGACUUCGUUGGAUUAAUUAUCUGAGACCAGACAUCAAACGUGGCAAUUUCACCCCUCAAGAAGAACAAACUAUCAUCAAUCUACAUGAAGUGUUGGGCAACAGAUGGUCUGCGAUUGCUGCAAAGUUGCCAGGACGAACCGACAAUGAAAUAAAAAAUGUUUGGCACACUCAUUUGAAGAAAAGACUCAACAAAAAUCAAAACAAUGGCGGAGACGCCAAGGACAUUAACGGUUCUAACGACACCACACACGAAGACAAAGAGCCUGUGAUGGUCUACACAACCUCUCCGCAACAGUUUUCAAAUAGCACUACGACACUCGACAUAUCAGAUAAUAAUAACAAGGACGAUACGAUGUCGCACGAGGAUAUUUCUGCAUUGGUUGAUGAGAGUUUUUGGUCAGAGGUCGUAUCGGUAGAUAAUUCGAGUAACAAUGAGAAAAAGAUUGAAGGUUGGGAAGGAUUGCUAGAGAGGAAUAGUAAGAGACAUAGUUAUAAUAACUCGAAGUUGUAUAAUGAUGACAUGGAGUUCUGGUUUGAUCUUUUCACUAGCUGUCGUAGGAUUGAAGCAUUUUCCGACAUACCUGAGUUCUGACUUUGAGUUCGUGUUGGUUUUUGUCCUUAAGGCUUGAAAGAGUCUUUUUGUAAACCAAAUGAAUAAAUUUAAAAAGUUAUAUUUGUUUCCUCUA